GCACAAAGUGACGUCGUGCAUGCGUGAGUUCAGUUUCUCAAGCAAGACCGGGAACGGGCAGUGCACGUCCACCUCAAGGCAAACAGAACCGUCUUCAUUAUUACAGAUUUUCGAGUGUUGCUGACAUGCCUGGUAAAAAGACCACCACCAAGAGGAAGUCUGCCACUAUAGUGGAGGAUGAUAAAGGACCCAAAAAAGUGAAAGUUUCCCACAAGAGUCAUGGUAAGGAGGCUGGUCAGGUUCUUGUCCUGGGCCAGGGGGACGUUGGACAGUUGGGUCUAGGCCAGGACAUCAUCGAGAGGAAGAAGCCAGCCCUUGUGCCUCUACCAGAGACGAUUGUACAAGUGUUUGCUGGAGGCAUGCACACUGUGUGUGUCAGUGACACAGGCAACGUUUACACUUUUGGCUGUAAUGACGAGGGGGCUCUGGGGAGGGACACAUCUGAGGAGGGGUCUGAGAUGGUUCCAGAAAAAGUGACUCUGCAGGAGAAGGUGGUCCAGGUGUCUGCAGGAGACAGCCACACAGCUGCACUCACAGAAGAUGGAACUGUGUACAUCUGGGGAUCCUUCAGGGAUAGCAACGGUGUUAUCGGCCUUCUGGAGCCCAUGAAAACAUCUACCGUUCCAGUCAAAGUCCCCAUGACGGAGACUGUCUUGAAAAUUGCAUCAGGUAGCGACCACCUAAUAAUGGUUACACGGGAUGGAAAUCUUUACUCAUUGGGCAAUGCAGAGCAGGGGCAGCUGGGAAGAGUGCCUUGGUGUUUGUCAGACAGAGGAGGCAGAAGAGGCCUCAGCCAGUUGCUUCAGCCACGGAUCGUUUACUUCAAAAAGAAAGUUUGCUUCGUUGAUGCCUUCUGCGGGUCAUACCACACUUUUGUUGUGUCAAGUGAAGGCCAUGUUUAUGGAUUUGGACUCUCCAACUACCAUCAGCUGGGCAAUAAAAGCACCAAGCCGUGUUUUUUCCCUGUCAAACUGACAUGCUUCAGAAACUCCACCACCUUCUGGGUGGGCUUCUAUGGAGGGCUGCAUCACUCCAUCUGCCUUGAUUCUGAAGGAAAGGUUUACAGCCUGGGCAGAGCGGAGUAUGGUCGUCUGGGUCUGGGGCCAGAGGCUGAAGAGGCGACUGAGCCUUCGCCAGUCAUGGGCAUUGAGCCGGCCUGCGGCGUGUCAUGUGGGGCAUCGGUGAGCUACGCUGUCACCAAAGAAGGGUCUGUGUACGCCUGGGGCAUGGGCACCAACAUGCAGCUCGGCACAGGAGAGGAGGACGACGAAUGGAGCCCUGUGAAGAUGACAGGCAAGCAGCUUGAGAACCGUGCAGUACUGAUGGUCUCCAGUGGGGGGCAGCACACAGCCCUUUUGGUCAAAGACAAGCAGGAGAGCUGAUGUUCCUCCAGCAGAGUGUUGGUGGAUCUAUAGAUCUGUUUCAAGGUGGCCUUUUUCAUGGGACCUUAACCUGGGGAGGGGCUAAAUGUCGUUGUGGCUGUCUGAGCAGGGGGAGUGUGAGAGGUUCAGGCCCUUUAAAAGAACUCUUUUCUUCCUGGUGUGGGAAAAGGUUCAUGGAUGUUUGUUAGAUCAUGAAAAAACAAGAGUAUUUUUUUAAUCUAGUGUUUAGUGUUCCCUUUGUUUGUUUUUUUUCAUCAAAAGUCAUGAGUGUGACUGUUAGAGAAAACAUAUGAUGUUGGUGAAUGCGGUAAUUUGCAUGUGAGAAAAGGAAAAAAGUGCAAGCCUUUUAAUGACUUAUCUGAACAAAUGUCUCUUUUAAAGUUUUUUUUCCUUUCAUCUCUUUAAAGCAGCAUUUCCAUUGACCCUGGUUCAGACAGGACAUUUCUAUUCAAUGAAUUUGACGUGUGAGGCUACUGCUCAUUUCACCAAGGGCACACAAAGACGUGUUUCUGUAACAUUGUAUUCAGUAACAAGUCAAACUGAAUCCUGCAUUUUGUUCCUUUGCCUGUCUGAAAAUAAAGAUAACAGUGUAGUUUUUUUAAAGCCUUUUCUUAUUCAAUUUCAUUUCAAAUUCCUAUUGCAACAAUUCUGAUUCUGUAUCUUGUCUUAUGAUAUUAAAGGUUUAUUAAAACUGCC
Labrus bergylta (ballan wrasse) is the source of this 2078-nucleotide messenger RNA. It is a transcript of the gene rcc1, whose product is annotated as regulator of chromosome condensation 1. Gene Ontology annotation, molecular function: guanyl-nucleotide exchange factor activity. NCBI's taxonomy places the organism in Eukaryota, Metazoa, Chordata, Actinopteri, Labriformes, Labridae. Gene Ontology annotation, cellular component: cytoplasm. The record is from RefSeq and is a predicted model, not a curated record.